This is a messenger RNA of Dreissena polymorpha, 1057 nucleotides long. RefSeq lists its product as uncharacterized. Bases 209 to 658 code for a protein of 149 amino acids. Lineage: Eukaryota; Metazoa; Mollusca; Bivalvia; Myida; Dreissenidae. The transcript is spliced from 4 exons. The record is from RefSeq and is a predicted model, not a curated record.
UGUGUUGCAUAUAAUAAUUCAGACAAUAGAGCAAGAGUUUUAAUUCUUUAUUUAUUUAAUAAAAACCGAAAAAGGCGUUGGGUUCGUUUGGUAAUACGUGCUCAGGAAAGCAGCGAGAUGCUCAUUUAUUUUAUGACAAUUAUUUCACGUAUGGAUCAGGCGUGUAUUUUGUUGAAAUUAUGGAGAGGAAUGUAAUAAAAACAUAUACAUGUACUUCAAAUGUUAUUUCCGUCAAGAUUGUGGCGGGUUGGUGUGUCUAAACGGAGGGACCCUGGACUUGAAGGCGUGCACAUGUACCUGCAAGCGGCCAUUCAACGUGCAACCGAAUUGUGCACUGAACUGCGAGGUCGCCGUAGAUCCUACACACUGUAAGACUCGUUAUACAGGACUAUGUGAGGUGUACUCCAACGUACCAUAUGACUGUCCCAACAUGUGCAAGUGGUGCCCAAACGCGGUGACCGUUUCCACCACGGCCGUUUCCACCACGGCCGUUUCCUCCACGACCGUUUCCACCACGGCCGUUUCCUCCACGACCGUUUCCUCCACGACCUCUGUUACCACGCCCUCGCCACUGAGUUCCCCCGUUGUUCUGACCAGCAGCGCUCCCUCCGCUACCGCUACUAGCACCACGAAGCAAGACGCGAAAUUCCUUAAGUAACCAAGAUCAGCAUUUUCUCGGAACGAGAUCGUGGAAGCUUAUGAACUUGAACUUAUGUCUUGAUGCAAUAUAAAUUGGCGUGUACAAUUCAUCUUUUUGUCUGUUGGGCAUACGACAAAUGUAAAUUAUUUAAAUUUAAAAUAUUCAUGUGUAUAUGGAUUAGUUGUUAUUGAAAUGUGUAACUUCGUUUAUUGAACUAUUAUGCAUUUAGAAGUAUGUUACUCUACGUGUCCUUCCUAUCGUUAAGAUAUUUUUGAUAAUUUGACAUGUUGUCUGCAAGUAAAAUUAGCUAUAUUGACCAACACAGCAAUAUGUCUUUUUAAGGAGUCCUGUUACUCUAGCAUUAUAUACGUAUGCAUGUUUAUAUUGUAUCGAAAAGUAAGCCUUCGUUCAUUUGUU